AUGGAUCUCCAGCAGGCCAGAUACUGGGGAAACCAAAGCACUGUGAAUGGAUUUGUCUUGCUGGGGUAUCAUAAGUAUCCUGCCCUGCUAUUCACAGCUUUCCUUGCCAUCUACCUUACUAUUCUAUUAGGAAAUGGUCUGAUUGUAUUGGUGACCACCAUGGACCCUGCCUUGCAUACUCCCAUGUACUUCUUCCUCCGCAGUCUAUCUGGAUUGGAAAUGUGUUACACCUCAGUCACCCUUCCCAAGAUGAUGGCUAGUCUGGCCACUGGGGACCGCUUCAUUUCCCUAACGGCCUGUGCAUCCCAGAUGUUCAUCAUGCUUUUCCUAGGUGGGGCUGAGUGCUUCCUGCUGGCAGCCAUGGCCUAUGAUCGCUAUCUCGCCAUCUGCUUGCCACUGCGCUAUAUGACCAUCAUGAACCAAAGAAUGCGGGUAGGAUUGGUAGUAGGUUCAUUUAUCAUCAGUUUCCCAAUGCAGCUGGUGCAAAUUGGGCUCAUCUUCUCACUACCAUUUUGUGAAUCCAACGAGAUGGACCACUUCUUCUGUGACAUCCCACCUAUUCUCAACCUAGCAUGCGCGGACCUCUAUGCUAAUGAAUUGACACUUUAUUUUGAGGAUACAACCUUUGUCUUGAUUCCAUUUGUGCUCAUCCUGUCCUCCUAUGUAUACAUCACAAGGGCUAUACUGCGCAUGCGUUCUGCUACAGGCCGCCAGAAGGCUUUUUCUACUUGUUCCUCUCAUGUGGCUGUGGUGAGUCUUUUCUAUGGCUCUGCAUUAUUUACAUAUGUGCUUCCCAAGACUCCUGACUUCAUGAAAAUUGACAAAUUGCUAUCUCUGUUCUACACAAUUAUCAUUCCUCUUUGCAACCCCCUUAUCUACACUCUGAGGAACAAGGAGGUGAAAGCUGCCCUGAAGAGACUGUUUAAUAAUAAGAGAGCUCUUGAAGUAAGCAUGGCUGAGACCAUUGGUUAA
Molecule: messenger RNA, 972 nt
Organism: Anolis sagrei ordinatus
Lineage: Eukaryota; Metazoa; Chordata; Lepidosauria; Squamata; Anolidae
Product: olfactory receptor 10AG1-like
Biological process (GO): G protein-coupled receptor signaling pathway; detection of chemical stimulus involved in sensory perception of smell
Cellular component (GO): plasma membrane
Molecular function (GO): G protein-coupled receptor activity; olfactory receptor activity
Source: RefSeq, a predicted model, not a curated record